AGAAGCCAUCACACUAUUGAUACGUUGAGUACUCCUCAGUUGCUACGAGAUGAGGUGAGCUGGGACUGGAAAAAUAUAUGGUAGCCUUCAAGGCACUGUCCCUUGGUUGGUGAGUGACUGACUGCAUCUCUUCGUCUUGCUCCUGUGUGCAAGAAACCUCCAAGCUCUAGUUCCUCAUCUAGUGUUCCUCUCUCUCGUGAAUUUGUACAUCGUGAAAGGUUAUACAUGGAUGACAUGGUUGACGCAUUGGUUCUUAAGCUUCAGUCAAAGAUAUGCUACCAUAGGGAUGCCAGUGUCGAGUACCUGGAAAUCAAGUCUAUGGUUGAUAAACUCGUAGAAGCAAACAAAAAGCUCAAGGAUGAGAAAGUGGACUUCCAGGAUGUUAUUAAUAUGGUCAUAGAAGACAAGGAGAAUUUGCAGCAUGACUGUCAAGUAAUCAAGGAGCAGGUGGAAAAAAAGGAGGAGCAACUUGAAACUGUAAAGAAGGAACUUGAAGAAGCAAAACAUGAACAUGUGGCAGCAAAGAAGGAGCUUGAGGAAGAAAAACAUGGCCAUAUUGCAACAAAGAAGGAGCUUGCGGCGGCACAACAACAACUUGCUCAAAGGAACCAAGAGCUGGAGGGUUUAAGGAAGAAGAUUCAAGAGAGUGAACAUGUACCUUCCACAAGGGUAACAAGAUCUGCACAUAAGCGGCAAAUGCUGCUCCAAGGAUCGUUGAGCAACAAUGCGGAUGGACAUCGCCCAAAGAAACGUAGGAGGUCCUACCAGCAUGCAAGCCAAGAUGACAACUUGGAGGUGAUCAGGCAAAUCUGAUCCAGGUUGUGUGCUAGCAGUUGGAAGCGAGGAAGGAAGCCAUCAUCUUAGCAGGCCAUGACUAACACUAGCAACUAGCAAGCAUGGAAAAAAGUUACUCCCUCCGUUUGUUUUUAUAAGACGUUCAGACAACUUGCUUUGUGCUGUUUUUGAACAGUGUCUGAAAGUCUAAAACGUCUUAUAAAAACAAACAGAGGUAGUACUAUGUUAGCUACCUAUGACACUGAUGUUGAAUAGUGUUACAAUCCCCAUUUCAUGCAUAUUUUAGCAUCUAUUUGACUCCUCAUUUCAGAACCUUGGUGUGUAGAAAACUUCACACUUCGAUUCGUGCUUCUACUAAGAACCAUGAUGCAUAAAUAUUUUAAGACUUAA
Molecule: messenger RNA, 1185 nt
Organism: Triticum aestivum (bread wheat)
Lineage: Eukaryota; Viridiplantae; Streptophyta; Magnoliopsida; Poales; Poaceae
Product: moesin/ezrin/radixin homolog 1
Exons: 5
Coding region: 226-813 (195 amino acids)
Source: RefSeq, a predicted model, not a curated record